AUGGCGGCGGCGGACGGCAAGCCGCCGUUGGUUGGCGGACUGAAAAGGACUACAUUUUUCGUUAAAUGGUUGAUAAAUGAAGAUAAGUUUGAGCUCCUCCAUACCGUGAAGGGGAACGAGUCCAUCCUGCUCACCGAUUUCAAAGAGGUUGCCAAGCCCAACAUUGCGCCGCUCAAGCAGUGCGGGCUAAGUGUCUGUGAUAUUGUGAAUCUAUUCGCAAGACUGCUGGUGUACAAUCCAGAUCGAGUUAAGGAGCUUGUCCUACGUGGCGUACCCCGUAACUCAUGGGCCUACUUUAACUUUAUGGCCAAGAGAAAGGAGAACGAUGCUGGUCUAGUGGAAGGCCUGGGCAUGGACAAAACAUGCAUAGAAGAGCAAGAUGCUGCUGCUGAGACAGGUAUACCUGAGGAAGACUUGGCUGCUCCGGCGCGGGCAACCUCUUCGACGGAAUGGCUGAGACGUCCCAAGGCGCCGGCAAUCAAGAAAGCAUCUCCGGCUGGCAGCGACGACCGCAUCGGCGCCCUGCCGGACGCGCUCCUCCAGCAGAUCCUGUCGUCCCUGCCCUCUCGCGACGCCGUACGGACGUGCGUGCUCGCCACCCGCUGGCGCAACCUCUGGAAGUCCGUGCCCUCCCUUCGUAUCAAUACUGCUGGUGAGAGAUAUGGGAGCGCGCACGCGCUGAGCAAGUUUGUAAAUCACCUGCUUCUCCUUCGCGACCGAACGCCUCUGCAUGAAUGCGAGAUCAAUUCACAUGAUUCGUAUCAUGACGCCAAUGAGGCAUUCCGGUACAUUGAACUCUGGCUGCGUUAUGCUGUAUCAUGCCAAGUUCGGGUGCUCCGUGUCGAUGUCAGACAAGAUAGACGCUUGUGUCUAUCCGAUGUGCCUCUUCUCAGCGACUACUUAACGAGGCUGGAGGUCUCCUUUAUAGAGGUCAGGGGACAUUUUCUAGAUUUUUCGAGCUGCCCAGCGUUGAAGGUGUUAAAGCUUAAACACUGUGUGAUAAAGGCUGAGAUGAUCUCGUCACAAUCACUAACUCAUCUUAUCAUCUGUGAUGCGGAUUUUUGUUCCAAUGGCCGCACUCGCAUUUCUGCCCCAAGUCUGAUUACUUUGCAACUAGAUGGCUUGACGGGUCAUAUUCCUCUGCUUGAGCCUAUGCCAUCACUGGUAAGGGCAUUUCUCAGGUUUGAAGAAAACUGUGAUGAUUAUUGUGAGAACGAUAAUUACUUUGGGGACUGUGACAGUGAGUCAUGUGAUGGUUGCUCCUACAGCAAGUUUUAUGACAAGGAUGAUUGUGUGCUUCUCAAAGGUCUGUCGGGCACUAUGAAUUUAGAGUUGACAAGUCAAUCUGAUCUGUUUAUUGGCAGGAUGGAUUUUAAAUGGCGUGUUAUGUUUAGCCAGUUGAAAACGUUGUUGCUUAGUGACUGGUGUGUGGUUGCAGACUUCAGUGGACUAAUUUACUUUAUCCAACACUCGCCAAUUCUAGAGAGGCUUACCCUUCAGCUUGAAUGUUAUGAGAAAAAAAAUGUGAUUGAAAAAGAAGAAAGCUACAACCCAAGGUCACGAUUCUUGGUAUCGAAGCAUCUAAAACUAGUUGAAAUCAUCUGUCGCAAGGAGGAUGACACAAUUCACCAUAUUGUAAAGAUCCUUGGUACCCAUGGAGUACCUCAUGAGAGAAUUAACAUCAAACAGAGCUUCUGGGGCUUCAACUGUAAGUAACUAAUAAUACAUUUCAAUAUUAUUAUGUUUCUGUGAUCUGAUGUGUGUCCUUAGAUUAACACUGGAAAAAUUACCUCACUAAUUUAGACAAUCUAACUCUUAAACAUUUGCAUUAAUUUAAAAUUGGAAAAGUAACCAUCGAUCAUUUGCUGAAGCUACAAAUGAAGUUUUCUAUUGGACUGUU
Lolium rigidum is the source of this 1900-nucleotide messenger RNA. RefSeq names its product MEIOTIC F-BOX protein MOF-like. Gene Ontology annotation, molecular function: protein binding. Bases 1 to 1716 code for a protein of 571 amino acids. The transcript is spliced from 6 exons. The record is from RefSeq and is a predicted model, not a curated record. Lineage: Eukaryota; Viridiplantae; Streptophyta; Magnoliopsida; Poales; Poaceae.